Dichomitus squalens LYAD-421 SS1 is the source of this 486-nucleotide messenger RNA. RefSeq lists its product as uncharacterized. NCBI's taxonomy places the organism in Eukaryota, Fungi, Basidiomycota, Agaricomycetes, Polyporales, Polyporaceae. The transcript is spliced from 3 exons. Gene Ontology annotation, cellular component: Golgi membrane; plasma membrane; endoplasmic reticulum. Gene Ontology annotation, biological process: calcium ion transmembrane transport; manganese ion transport; intracellular calcium ion homeostasis. The coding region runs from base 1 to 486 and encodes 161 amino acids. Gene Ontology annotation, molecular function: ATP binding; ATP hydrolysis activity; P-type calcium transporter activity. The record is from RefSeq and is a predicted model, not a curated record.
AUGGGCAACAUCGACGAUGCUGUCAGUAUCACCGUGGCGGUACUGAUUGUCCUGACAGUCGGAUUCGUGCAGGAACAACGGUCAGAGAAGAGCCUGGAGGCGCUCAGCAAGCUCGUGCCACACCAUUGCCAUCUCAUCCGCGAUGGCAAGCCGUUCCACAUGCUCGCCAAUGAACUAGUUCCUGGGGACAUUGUGACGUUCACCACCGGGGACCGAGUGCCCGCCGACGUGAGACUGAUCUCUGCGGUCGACCUCGAGGUUGAUGAGAGCAGUUUGACGGGGGAGACGACGACGCGGCGAAAGGACACCGAGCCAUGUACCGCGAUGGGCGCCGGGAAUGGGUACGCGAACGGGUCAGGGACAGGGUAUGGAGUGCCCGCUGGGGAGCCCGUUGCGCUCGCAGAGCGGUCGUGCAUCGCGUACAUGGGCACGCUCGUACGAAACGGUGAGUGUAGCGGAUACGGUAGUAGGUGUGAUGAACGUUGA